AUGACUGCUCACAGGUCGUCGCCUUCGCCCAGCAUGGAAGUUAACGACCAGAAAGACUUGGGCAACCAGCCUGAGCAUAUCGAAUCAUCCAGCCAGACGAUUACAUGGACGGAAGAGGAAGAGAAGGCGCUCGUCAGAAAAAUUGACCUUUUCUUGAUGCCGACUAUAUGGCUUAUGUAUCUGCUAUCCUACAUGGAUAGAACCAACAUUGGAAAUGCUAAGAUUGCCGGCAUGGCUGAUGAUCUCAGCCUUUCAUCUUCCCAAUACAGUGUUGUCUUGGUUGUGUUCUUCAUUGGUUACGUCCUGUUCGAGCCGCCUUCCAACAUGAUACUCGUCCGAACCCGUCCGUCGCUCUACCUACCAUUCAUCAUGGCUCUUUGGGGUGUCCUCACAUGCAUCAUGGCUGUUGUCAAACACUACCAUCAUCUUAUCGUUCUCCGAGUUUUCGUCGGUAUAAUGGAGUCAGGAUUUGCGCCAGGCAUCCUACUCAUCAUCUCGUCAUGGUAUAGACGUGCGGAACAAUCGAGAAGAUUCGCUGUAUUCAUGUCCGCGGCUAUCUUGUCCGGCGCUUUUGGCGGAUUACUUGCCGGUGCUAUAACAAGCGGUCUGGAGGGAGCACAUGGCAUCCGUGGGUGGAGAUGGCUCUUCAUCGUGGAGGGUAUUGCCACCAUCGGAUGGGCCGGAAUUUCAUCCCUCAUCUUGCUUGACUUUCCUUCAACCUCUAAGAGAUUGUCGGAACGGGAGCGGCAAAUCGCUGUUGCUCGGUUACAGGAGGACAACGUCACCGUCCGUGAUGAAGCCGAAAAGUUGGGCAAGGGAAAGUCAUUCCUCUUGGCACUUCGAGACUGGAGAACAUGGGGAUUCAUCUUUGGCUAUAUGGUCAUCGUUGGUUCUUCCACCUUGUCGUACUUUUACCCUACUCUUGUCCAUGGCCUCGGCUUCACAUCAACCGUUCAAGCGCAAUACAUGACAGUUCCCAUUUAUGCGUUUGCCUUUGUCUGCACUGCUAUCACCGGCUACUUUGGUGACAAAAUCCCAGACCAUCGUGGGUUAGUCAUUGCCGCGUGGCUCGCAUUUAGUAUGGUCACGUCAAUCAUUGUCUGUGUGGUGUAUAACUUUACCGCACGCUACGUUCUACUUGUUCUUAUGGCAGCUGGACUAUGGGCCUCUAACGCCAUGUCACUGUCCUUUGCCAGCUCGACCUUUGGAAGCAUGGACACAGAGGUGCGUGCCAUUGCGCUGGCACUAAUGAACGCUCUUGGAAACCUGGCACAGAUCUACGGGGCGUAUUUAUUCCCAACCGACGAUGCGCCAAAGUACCUUAUGGGAUUCGGUGUUAUUUCUGGCAUGUUGGGUUUUGGAACCGUUGUCUACGUGGUUAUGCAUAUCUUGGUUAGACGCUGGAAGCCAUGA
Messenger RNA from Colletotrichum truncatum, 1413 nucleotides. RefSeq names its product vitamin H transporter. Gene Ontology annotation, molecular function: transmembrane transporter activity. Gene Ontology annotation, cellular component: membrane. Gene Ontology annotation, biological process: transmembrane transport. Lineage: Eukaryota; Fungi; Ascomycota; Sordariomycetes; Glomerellales; Glomerellaceae. The record is from RefSeq and is a predicted model, not a curated record.